UCCUAACCCACCCGGGUUCGAAUCUCGCCACUGCAUAUAUUUUAGUCCGGUUUUUUUUUUUUAAUUCUCUUUUAGUUUUUUUUUCUUUAAACUAAUAAAAACAUUAAAACCCAUUUAGGGUUAUAUUGUAAAACAUACGCCGCACAAAUACUGAAAUACACAAACAAGCGAACACUCGAACAGCAGCAGGCAGCAGCGAACAGCAUUAUCUCCGCCACCAGUCCGCCUCCGGCCUCCGCCCUCCUCCGCCUCCGGCUGCUCCGCCGCCUCCGGCUCCGGCUCCGGCUCCUGAUUAUCAUCAUCUCAGUUCGAUUUCCGGCAUUAUCAGUUAUGCAGAAGAAUAUUUCAAGUUUCUUUCAAAGGCAACCACCACCUAACAUUGAAUCGUCGUCUUCAACUAGUAAACCCUUGAAAAUCGUUUUGGAUGAUCUUCCGUGGGAUCCUUCCGAAAGGAAACCAAUUUCAUCUUAUCACCCUAGUCAAAAAGAUGAAAUUAGACGAACAUAUUUGCUUCGAGGUCCAUGUCAACCGAAAGGGAAAAAUACAGAUUUUCCACAAACACUUAUUGGUAAUAGUGAUAAGUUAAGACGGUUCAAUCCAAAAUGGUACACAGAAAAGCAUGGAAAUUGGUUGGAAUAUAACGAGGUAACCACUAACUUGCUUACGUGUAUGAGUUCUUUGAGCCCGCGUGAUAAUUUUAGUUCCUUUAAUAAACUAAACUUGCUAAAGUUGGCCGAAAUGUAUUCGUAUGAUUUUACUUUUGAUGAAAAAGAUAAGCUUAUCGAUGAACUCGGCCACUACAUUUCUAAUAUGAAAAGAGAUAGUCAGUUUGAUAACCUGAAUGGGGUUAGUGAUCUUGCCAAAAGGAUGGUGGAAACAAGGAAACACAUUGAGUAUCAGUUGGUCUAUCGUUUAAUAAAGUUGUCACUAGUUUUACCGGUUGCAACGGCUAGUGUUGAAAGGAGUUUUUCUUCAAUGAAGCUUGUGAAGACAGAAUUGCGUAAUAGGAUGGGUGAUGGAUACAUGAACGAUUCUUGCAUUUGUUACAUUGAAAAAGAGUUCUUACAACAAGUUUCCGUUGAGAGUGUAAUGCAACGUUUUCAAAAGAUGAUAACCCGUCGUCAACAACUUUAGGUAGUUUUUUUAUUUGUAAAGACUAUCGUAUUUUAUAUUGUGUUUUUAAAUUUCUAAUGACGAUUUUCUUUUCAUC
Molecule: messenger RNA, 1210 nt
Organism: Helianthus annuus (common sunflower)
Lineage: Eukaryota; Viridiplantae; Streptophyta; Magnoliopsida; Asterales; Asteraceae
Exons: 2
Coding region: 331-1134 (267 amino acids)
Molecular function (GO): protein dimerization activity
Source: RefSeq, a predicted model, not a curated record